Messenger RNA from Lolium perenne, 1568 nucleotides. RefSeq lists its product as uncharacterized. NCBI's taxonomy places the organism in Eukaryota, Viridiplantae, Streptophyta, Magnoliopsida, Poales, Poaceae. Gene Ontology annotation, biological process: proteolysis. The record is from RefSeq and is a predicted model, not a curated record. Gene Ontology annotation, molecular function: cysteine-type peptidase activity.
AUGAAGCACUUUGCCGAGACGAGAAUAAAGAGAGCUGAGCCGAGAAGUGAUUAUGACCGCUCUCUUGGACAGUCCUCUAGAGCGAGCAAAGCGAAAAAAGUCGCCCAGCUUGGACAACAGGGAAAUCAGUCCAUACCCCACUUCGUCGUGCAGUCCUAUGAUGAUCCAGAGACGGCAUCGAUGAUCGAACGGGAGGCUAGACGUCAGGGAGCAGAUGUUCAGUACGAAGAUUACUAUCCAACGGCUGAAGUCGUAAACAAGUAUAGAUACGGACAUGAUCUCGUCAAACCUGGCGAGCUCGCGCGUCUAGGGACUCAGAUGCGAAGGUUGCAUGAAUGGUACCUGAAAGCCUGUCGAAGAGGUGAUCGCUACCUCACGGUGUAUCUUAGAGAUGAGCAUUACUUCCGGGGGCGGGAGGAGAUAAACCUUGAGUUAGAAGAACUGUUUCAGUUAUUCAAUCAAGACGCCCUCGACAAAGCUGUCAUCAGUUGCUACUGCCUAAUGAAGAAGCUCGAAUGCAAAAGAGGUAAGCUCCAUGACAUCGGGUUCAUUGACCCAAACACAGUUCAUGAAGUCACGGUUCGACAGUACCCCAAGGACACAGAGGACAACAUGCUACUGUUUUUACAGAAGCAAGCAAACAAAGAGGAUAUAUACUUUCCCUACAACUUCAACUUCCACUUUAUUCUCCUAAUCAUUGAUCUUAAGAAAGGAGUCGUAAAUGUCAUGGACUCGAAACGUAAAGAACAUGCGGAAUGGGCGGACAUGGCUGCCAUCCUCCAGAGGGCUUGGAAACAGUUCAUCAAUACUGUUCCGGGUAAAUGGAAACCGGAGCUUACAUUUAAAGAUUACCCUUGUAUGAGGCAGGAAUCCGGGAAUAACUUAUGUGGAUACUACGUCUGCGACUUCAUUCGUGAGAUGGCAAGUCACAGGGAUGCGGAGGACGCUAUACACCACACUCGUAUGAUACGCCUGCGGGACUCUCUCAUAACGGAGGAUCGCAUACGAGCAAUUCAAGAGGAACUCGCGGGAUUCUUUCUUAACGAGGCCCUUGCCCCAAAUGGAGAGUACUAUCGGCAGUUCGUAGAUCUUGAACGACGUAGUGGUCACGCAUUAUUGUGGGAAUAGAUUUAGUAAAGAGGUCCGACUUUAUAUUAUAAAUAUGCAUACAUUACAUGUACCGUUGACGAUGUCUAUAUAUAUUCAUGACGAUUUUUUGUGGUUUCUUGAAUGAUAUAUAUGCAUUGCUGAAACUCUGCCGCGGCAGAGAAACGCCCUGUUUCUCUGCCGCGGCAGAGAAACGCUGCUCCACCCUAAACCUGUGCCGCGGCAGAGAAAUAGCAAUUCUCUGCCGCGGCAGAGAAACCUAGGCCCGGUUCGUACCACGAACCGGGACCAAAGGCCUUCCACCGCGAGCGCCCUGGCCGCACCACGUGGCGCGGCCUUUAGGCCCGGUGCAACUUUGAACCGGGACUAAAGGGGGGACCCUUUAGUCCCGCCUAAUUGGUCCCGGUUUGGAAACCGGGACUAAAGGCCCAAAUGGACCGGGCCUAUAGCCCCGUUUUCCA